UAUUCUCUGUGAGCCUUCAAGGUUUACAUUUAAAUACUCCCGUCCCUUGCUCAGAGAGAGAGAGAGAGAGAGAGAGAUGGAGACUAUUGCAGAAGCUGAGGUAAACCAAACCAUGUCAGAAUCAAAGGAGCAAUCCACAUCCACACCGGAGCCGGUGAGCUCGGCGUUGGAAGAUGUGCUAUCGGAUACGAGUUUGUCGUACGUACAGAGACUACAACGAGCCACAACCAUUGAACUUAAUACUCUCUUCAAGCUUGCGGCUCCUGCAAUUGUAGUUUACUUGCUCAACAAUGUCACUUCCAUGGCCACCCAAAUCUUUUGUGGCCAUCUUGGAAAUCUUGAGCUUGCUGCUGCUUCUCUUGGCAACAAUGGCAUCCAAAUCUUUGCCUAUGGUGUCAUGCUUGGAAUGGGAAGUGCAGUGGAGACACUAUGUGGCCAAGCCUAUGGAGCUCAUAAGUAUGGAAUGCUAGGCAUAUAUUUACAAAGAUCAGCAAUCCUCCUCAUGGCAACAGGCAUUCCAGUCACACUCAUCUACAUAUUCUCUAAGCCCCUCCUCCUGUUGCUCGGCGAAUCGUCAGAAAUAGCGUCUGCAGCCUCCAUAUUCGUAUACGGUCUCAUCCCACAAAUCUUCGCAUACGCCGCCAACUUCCCCAUUCAAAAAUUCUUACAAGCACAGAGCAUUGUAACCCCGAGUGCCAUAAUCUCUGCGGCCACACUAGUAUUUCACUUGAUUGUGACGUGGCUCGUGGUGUACAGGUUGGGUUGGGGAUUGUUGGGUGCUUCACUGGUGUUGAGUUUGUCAUGGUGGAUUGUGGUGGUGGCUCAAUUUGUGUAUAUAUUGAUGAGUAGUAGGUGCAAGGAGACAUGGAGUGGGUUCAGUUUGCUGGCAUUUUCUGGGCUGUGGGAUUUCUUGAAACUGUCUGCUGCUUCUGGGGUUAUGCUGUGUUUGGAGACUUGGUAUUAUCAGAUUAUUGUUUUGAUUGCUGGGUUACUUGAAGAUGCUGAGAUUGCCUUGGACUCUCUUUCUAUUUGCGACCUUGACGCCGUCUCUCCACAACUAACUUUCGAUGUGCCAAUUCUCUGGCUGGGGGUUGCUGUUGGGUGUGGAUGGCAAGCAUUUGUUGCGUACGUAAACGUUGGAUGUUAUUACGUGGUUGGUAUUCCACUAGGUGCACUACUCGGCUUCAAAUUCAAUCUUGGUGCUAAGGGAAUAUGGUCAGGGAUGAUAACGGGCACCUUGAUUCAAACUAUUAUUUUAAUAUGGGUAACUUUUCGGACCAAUUGGGAUAGAGAGGUGGAGAAAUCAAGGGAUCGAUUGGAUAAAUGGGCAGACAACAAGGAAGAUGAGCCUCUUUUGUCAAGCUCAUGAGUUGCAGGUCACACAGCAUGGCCCAAUUGCCCCUUAAAAAUAACUUCUAUAUAUGAGGCCAUAUGACAACAGUAUUAGAAUGUGUAUCGGCAUGAGCUAUAUAUGUCACAUAUUGGACAGUAAUAAUUGAAAUAUUAAUAAAUA
Molecule: messenger RNA, 1513 nt
Organism: Camellia sinensis
Lineage: Eukaryota; Viridiplantae; Streptophyta; Magnoliopsida; Ericales; Theaceae
Source: RefSeq, a predicted model, not a curated record